Messenger RNA from Ananas comosus (pineapple), 1982 nucleotides. RefSeq names its product UNC93-like protein 1. The record is from RefSeq and is a predicted model, not a curated record. NCBI's taxonomy places the organism in Eukaryota, Viridiplantae, Streptophyta, Magnoliopsida, Poales, Bromeliaceae. The transcript has 2 exons. Bases 247 to 1767 code for a protein of 506 amino acids.
CUUGUGAAUCGUGACAUGAGACUAAACAGGGUCCGCAUUCCUUCGUUCCUCUCGGUGCGUUGCGUUUGUUAUAUAACUAACUAACUUCCUUCUCCGAGUCCCAGAAACGAACUACAUUGUCUAGCUAGUCUCCUCCCUCCCGCCCCUCUUCAUCGCCGGAGUGCCCAUGCCAUUGCAUUCCAAUAUUAUUCCAUCCCAUCCAAAUCUAACAUCUAACAUCUAACAUCUAACAUCUAACAUUAAUUAAUGGAGCGAUCAGAACAACAAGAGGAGGAGGAGCAGAAGCAACGAGGAGGAGGAGGAGGAGGAGGAUCGCCGUUGAAGAAGGAGGAGGAGGAGGAGGAGAAUGGUGGGAGGAGGAGGAGGAGGAGGCCGGGGUGGUUGCGGCAUAACUCGCCGCUGUUCCAGGUGGUGGUGAUCGGGGUGGUGUGCUUCUGCUGCCCGGGGAUGUUCAACGCGCUGUCGGGGAUGGGCGGCGGGGGGCAGCUCGACCACCGGGCGGCCAACAACGCCAACACGGCGCUCUACGCCGCCUUCUCCGUCACCCUCCUCCUCGGCUGCUCCACCUACUCCCUCUACGCCGGCUCCUUCCUCUACUACAACCACCACCCGGGCCGCCAGCUCUUCACCGUCGUCUCCGGCGGCGUCCUCGGCGCCGGCGCCGGCCUCCUCUGGUCCGCGCAGGGCGCCGUCGUCACCUCCUCCCCGCCGCCCCGCCUCAAGGCCUCCUACUUCGCCCUCUUCUGGGCCAUCUUCAACACCGGCGGCGUCCUCGGCGGCCUCCUCCCCUUCCUCAUCAACUACUCCCGCCCCGCCACCGCCGCCUCCCUCGGCGACGCCACCUACGUCGCCUUCGUCGCCUUCAUGGCCUGCGGCGCCCUCCUCUCCCUCGCCGUCCUCCCGCCCUCCCGCGUCGUCCGCGACGACGGCUCCCGCCCCUCCGACGACGCCUACUACCCGGACGCCCGCGCCGAGCUGCUCCGCAUCCUCCGCCUCUUCGCCGACCGCAACAUGCUGCUCAUCGCCCCCGCCGCCUGGGCCAGCAACUUCUUCUACACCUACCAGUUCAACCACGUCAACGGCGACCUCUUCGACCUCCGCACCCGGGGCCUCAACAACGUCUUCUACUGGGGCGCGCAGAUGCUCGGCUCCGCCGCCGUCGGCUACCUGCUCGACUUCAGCUUCCCCGGCCGCCGCCGCCGCCUGCGCGGCUUCCUGGGGAUCGCCGUCGUCGCCGCGCUCGGCACCGCCGUCUGGGCCGGCGGGAUCGCCGACCAGCGCAGGUUCGGCCACUCCGGGGGCCCCCUCGCCAGCCCCAUCGAUUUCAGGCAGGGGAGGCGCUUCGGCGGGCCCUUCGUCCUCUACUUCUCCUACGGAUUGCUCGACGCCAUGUUCCAGACCCUCUGCUAUUGGGUCAUCGGCGCCCUCGCCGACGACUCCCAGACCCUCAGCAGGUACAGCGGAUUCUACAAGGGGGUGCAGAGCGCGGGGGCCGCGGUCGCGUGGCAAAUCGACACUCGAAACGUUUCGGCUAUGUCGCAAUUGAUCGUGAAUUGGUCCCUCACUACAAUAAGCUACCCCUUGCUGGCUGUGCUGGUGGCAUUGGCUGUGAAGGAUGAAACCUCUCCUCAGGAUGCAGAGAAGAACAUUCCCAAUCCUCCUCCUUCAGCGGCUGCUGCUGCUGCUGCUGCUGCUGCUCCUCCUCCUUCUAUCUCUGUCGGUGAUGGCGGCGAGCAAGGUAAUAACAGGGAAGCAAAGAGCAGCUGAAAAGUGCCGGCUUUUCAGUUUAACCGCCUUCCCUUCAAUCGUUAAUUGCUAUUGUGUGAAUUACAGUGGUAAUAUUCUUCUCGGCUGAUCGGUACAGGAGAAUGGUUAAAUUUUUCUCUCUGUGUUAAUGAUUUAUUGUGUAGCAGCUUCGUUGCGUCAUUUUGUCAAGCCUGUAAUUUUUCGACUAUAUUUAUGAAAGGAAUUAGGUUAUCGCA